AUAAAAUUUAGAUCGAACUGAUUUUAUCUAGUUUAGUUUUGCGUCGCUUAAAUGAGUUUCAAAUCUUAAAUUAGACGGUUCAUUAUUAUUGUUAAAUUCCAGUGAGAGGAGGAGCUACCACUGCAUAGUGCAAACCCCUUCUUAUUUUCGGCAUUUCAUCGCCUUGCUUUUUGAUCUCGAUUCCUCUCCGUCUCUGCCCUCGUCGUCCGAUUCUGGUUCUCCUCUUCUUUCCCUGGGUGCGAUCUCUGGUCCUGUGUUAGGGUUUCCAGUGUCCUCCGAGCUGGCUCAUAUCCAGCGUGAGCUCGAGCUUACAGAGUCAGAUCGAGGCGAAGUGAGCGACGAAUCCUCGGCGGAAUUGUUUCAUUGAAAGUCCAAAAGCUCCGGCUGCUUCGUAUAAAAUAUCUUGACUGGAUAAAGGCCAGAGGAUCUCGUUCGAACAGGAUCCGUUCAGCUACUGGACCUCCUUCAACUAGAAGCCCAUCUCUUCUGAAUUCUACCAAUUAGAUUGAGGCUUUUAUGUGAGGCAAGCCAAGCUCCUACUAAUGACUUGGAAUUUUCUGCUAUAGUGGCCUCUAUUUUGUAAUCCUCAAGCAAACGAGGAAUUUCAGUCAAAAUGCCUACGUUGUGGGGGAAAUUUUCAUCUAAAGAUGCGAAAAAGAAGACGGUGAAAGAAAAUUUCAUUGAUACAUUGCAUCGUUUUAUAAGUCCAUCUGAGCAUAAAGAAGGCUCAAGAAGGAUUGAACGGCAUAGCAGCCAUGCAAUUUCAGAGAAGAACUGCAGAUCCAGUUCAAAAUCACAAUCUACAUCACCCUCUUCACAAGUGUCUCGCUGUCAGAGUUUUGCCGGUAGGCCAAAUUCCCUACCACUCCCUCUUCCAGAUAUAAAGUCAGGCAUUACUCGCACACCCUCUGAAGUUCAUAAUCCAAGACCAAUAUUGGAAAAACGUGGAAAACCACCAUUGUGUUUGCCACUUCCAAAGCCUCAUCGCAUUCCAAAAGGACUUGAUGAUUUUGAUGGAGAAUUGGCUACUGCUUCGGCUUCUAGUAAUUGCUCGAUUGAUAGCGAUGAUCGAUGUGAUUCUCAACUUCAAAGUCCUGUAGGCAAUGACCUUGAAAAUUCCAACAAAAAUAUUGUAGAUAACCAUUUCAGUUUGCUGCAAAAGGAUCAGUUUUCUCCAAGGAAAAAGUGCCCAAGAGAGAUUGCUAAGCCAACAAAUUUUAUAUUUGGAAACCAAACAACAUCUUCACUCAUGUGGGGUGUUCCAAAUAGUUAUCGGUCUAAUAUGCAAAUUUCUCAUAACAGUGCUAUAGGAAGUGCCCCAGAUAGUUCUAUGUCAAGUCCUUCAAGAAGUCCUAUGAGGGUUUUAUGUCCUGACCAGGUUCCAAUAUCAGCAUAUUUACCGACAAAGACUGUUAAUGAUGUAACAUUCAAUGGAUCUGGCCAGUGCUCAAGCCCAGGCUCAGGACAGACAUCUGGGCAUAAUUCUGUAGGUGUAGAUAUGCUGGGGCAGUUUUGGCAACAUAGUAGAGGUAGUCCAGAAUGUUCUCCCAUACCUAGCCCAAGAAUGACAAGUCCUGGUCCGAGUUCUAGGAUACAUAGUGGAACUGUCUCUCCACUUCAUCCACGGGCAGGAGGAACUGCACCAGAAUCACCUACAGGUCGAAAUGAUGAUGGAAAAAAACAACGUCAUAGAUUGCCUCUCCCACCAAUAAAUGUUUCUCGCAAUUCUCCUUUCUCUCCAAGUAAUUCAGCUGUUACUACGCCAAUAUCUCGUAGUCCUGGAAAGACAGAAAAUCCUGCAAGUCCAGGAUCACGGUGGAAGAAGGGAAAAUUGAUUGGUUGUGGUACAUUUGGACAUGUUUAUGCCGGUUUUAAUAGUGAGAGUGGUGAAAUGUGCGCAAUGAAGGAGGUUACCCUCUUCAUGGAUGAUGCCAAGUCAAAAGAAAGCGCAAAACACUUAGGGCAGGAAAUAUCUCUUCUGAGUCGGUUGCAGCAUCCAAAUAUAGUGCAGUAUUAUGGUAGUGAGAUGAUUGAUGACAAACUUUACAUUUACCUCGAAUAUGUUUCCGGCGGUUCAAUACAUAAACUCCUUCAGGAUUAUGGCCAAUUUGGUGAGCCAGCAAUUCGGAGCUAUACUCAGCAAAUUCUUUCUGGACUAGCAUAUUUGCAUGCUAAAAAUACUGUUCAUAGGGACAUUAAAGGUGCAAAUAUAUUGGUAGAUCCAAAUGGCCGUGUUAAGCUUGCAGAUUUUGGAAUGGCAAAACAUAUUACUGGACAAUCAUGUCCCUUAUCAUUCAAGGGAAGCCCAUAUUGGAUGGCUCCAGAGGUCAUCAAGAAUUCAAAUGGAUGUAACCUUGCGGUGGAUAUUUGGAGUCUAGGGUGUACUGUCUUGGAGAUGGCUACAUCAAAACCACCUUGGAGUCAAUAUGAAGGGAUUGCAGCAAUGUUCAAAAUUGGAAACAGUAAAGAGCUCCCAAGAAUCCCUGAUCACCUCUCUGAUGAUGGCAAGGAUUUUAUAAGGCAUUGUCUUCAGCGUGAGCCAUCUAACCGUCCUACAGCUUCUGAGCUUUUGCAGCAUCCAUUUGUGAAAAAUGCAUCAUCAAUUGAGAAAUCCCCAAUUUGUUCUGAACCUUUAGAAUGGCUAGAUGGCAUUUCAAGUGGAGCAAAUAUAAAGAUAACUGGCCAUGUGAAAAAUUUGUCUUCUCUGGACAUGGAAGGAAUGUCAAUCAAUCACAUAAGAGGUGGAAUACCUACUAUAGCAACAAGUGAUGUUCCUAUCAGAUACUUAUCUUGUCCUGUCUCUCCAAUGGGAAGCCCUCACUUGAAUUCCAGAUCUCCAUGCCAUGCGAGGGGAAGGAUGUCUCCAUCUCCUAUUUCAAGUCCUAUAGCCACCUCAGGUGCAUCUACGCCUCUGACUGGUGGCAAUGGUGCUAUUCCAUUCAGCCAAUCAACGCAGCAUGUUAGUGAUCCUGAUGGUUUCACUAGUUUGUCAAAAUGCAAAACUGAUAUAUAUCUCAGCGGGACUACCUACCAUGAACAAAAGCUCAAUCUUUUAGCUGGAAUGCAGCAAGGCUCACUGAAAGUUUGGGAAAGAAAGACAUCAAAAACUGACAUACUCAGCACUCAGUUUGGUAGGCUGAGACACGGCAAUUUACGGGAUCUUCAUAAGAAGCAAUCUGAUCGUCUGCCACCUCAGUCCUUGAGAGAUCAAAUGAAGCUUAAACCUUCACAAAAUCCCAGUUCAGGUCUUCCAGACUCCUGACUCUGCAAAUGCUACAUGACUGACAGAAACGAUCAGCCAGAUCGUUUUUUUUUGUGUUGGUUCUGGCAUGCUUUAUCAGUCCCAAUUUCAUCCAAAACUAAUUUAUUUGCUAAGUAUGGAAGUUGCAACUCUACAAUCAUUCUUUGUUCUUUGGAGACCUGGGCAGGGGAUUCAAGUUCCAACCUACAAUGCUGUCUGUCAAAUUUCAUACUGUGGAGUAGCAGAUUGAUGCAGUGAUUAUAUUGAGGAUGCAAUCAAUUUAUUAGGAAGAGUAAAAGGCCAAGCAACGUUUGGGAAAGUGGAAGCUUGGAACUCAACUUGUGCAUAUAGUUAGGAUAUUUGUAUAAAGGCUGAUCCCCCACAUUGUCCAACAUUUUGGAUCAUAAAAUUUAUUACACUGAGACUGCAUCAGUUGGGAUAUACAAUUGCUGUGUUUCUGAAUUGUGAGACGGAUGAACGAUUAUGAGUGCAGUAUCUAUAUAUAUGUUUACAAUUGGAAAAAAAGAUAUUUUAAUCACUAGUUUGCAUGUAAAACAUGAACAUUGUACUUUUAUGGACUUGGCUGUUAAUAACUUAUUUUUAUCUUUCAGUAAGAAAGUUAUAACAUCAACUUUUGACAUUUCAACAAAA
This is a messenger RNA of Zingiber officinale, 3892 nucleotides long. Its product is annotated as mitogen-activated protein kinase kinase kinase YODA-like. Gene Ontology annotation, molecular function: ATP binding; protein kinase activity. Gene Ontology annotation, biological process: protein phosphorylation. The transcript has 13 exons. The coding region runs from base 614 to 3262 and encodes 882 amino acids. The record is from RefSeq and is a predicted model, not a curated record. NCBI's taxonomy places the organism in Eukaryota, Viridiplantae, Streptophyta, Magnoliopsida, Zingiberales, Zingiberaceae.